This is a messenger RNA of Penicillium psychrosexuale, 447 nucleotides long. Its product is annotated as polysaccharide biosynthesis domain-containing protein. The transcript is spliced from 4 exons. The coding region runs from base 1 to 447 and encodes 148 amino acids. The record is from RefSeq and is a predicted model, not a curated record. NCBI's taxonomy places the organism in Eukaryota, Fungi, Ascomycota, Eurotiomycetes, Eurotiales, Aspergillaceae. Gene Ontology annotation, cellular component: cytoplasm.
AUGGCGAAACCAUUCGACCCCGAGGAGGCGGAGAAUUUGGAGGAUAUGGAGAAGCAGUUCGCCGUCAAAGCGGUUGAACAUCUCAUGACAUACUGGUCUAUUCUGGAGAAGGUCAAGGGCUCGACGCUUCACUUGACCAAGCAGGAUGAUGAUAUUUACGACUCAUUCAAAGAGGCAUUCCCCGAUUUUGAUCCCGCCGCAACUCUUGUCGAGGACGAGAUGAAGAGCAAAGAGGGCAAGGAGAAGUGGCGCACCUGGAUGAUGAAGUGGGACCAGAUCGAGGACUACAACUUUGGCACCAUGAUCCGUACCCGUGCGGAUGUCGAGUACGACCAAAAUACCACCAUUUUCGGUGUGCGCAUGCAGUUCUACGCUAUUGAAAUCGCUCGAAACCGCGCCGGCCUGAACGAUUGGGUUUACGAGAAGGCCCAGAAGGCUAGCUCCUGA